AUGGACGCGGGAUUCUUCCGCGGGACAAGUGCAGAACAGGAUAAUCGGUUCAGCAACAAACAGAAGAAGCUACUGAAGCAGCUGAAAUUCGCAGAAUGCCUAGAAAAAAAGGUGGACAUGAGCAAAGUAAAUUUGGAGGUUAUAAAGCCUUGGAUAACAAAACGAGUAACAGAAAUCCUUGGGUUUGAAGAUGAUGUUGUGAUUGAGUUUAUAUUCAACCAGCUGGAAGUGAAGAAUCCAGAUUCGAAAAUGAUGCAAAUCAACCUGACCGGGUUUUUGAAUGGAAAAAAUGCUAGAGAAUUUAUGGGAGAGCUGUGGCCCCUACUCUUAAGCGCACAAGAAAACAUCGCUGGAAUCCCUUCUGCUUUCCUAGAACUGAAGAAGGAAGAAAUAAAACAGAGACAGAUUGAACAAGAAAAGUUGGCAUCUAUGAAAAAGCAAGAUGAAGACAAGGAUAAGAGGGAUAAAGAAGAAAAAGAAAGCAGCAGAGAAAAAAGGGAGCGGUCUCGAAGCCCAAGAAGGCGCAAAUCCAGAUCUCCUUCCCCUAGAAGACGAUCUUCCCCUGUCAGGAGAGAGAGAAAGCGCAGUCAUUCUCGAUCUCCCCGUCACAGAACCAAAAGCCGGAGUCCUUCCCCUGCUCCAGAGAAGAAGGAAAAAACUCCAGAGCUCCCAGAGCCAUCAGUGAAAGUAAAAGAACCUUCAGUACAAGAGGCCACUUCUACUAGUGACAUCCUGAAAGUUCCCAAGACUGAACCAGUACUAGAACCUAAAGAACCUUCUCCAGAGAAAAACUCCAAAAAGGAAAAGGAAAAGGAGAAGACCCGACCAAGAUCUCGGACACGUUCCAAGUCAAGAUCCCGGACACGUUCUCGCUCUCCUUCUCAUACUAGACCAAGGCGGCGCCAUAGAUCUCGAUCAAGAUCAUACUCGCCUAGGAGGCGGCCAAGCCCAAGAAGACGACCCUCUCCUCGAAGAAGAACCCCACCAAGACGAAUGCCUCCUCCCCCAAGGCAUAGAAGGAGUAGAUCUCCAGUGAGACGAAGAAGGCGUUCAUCGGCAUCCUUGUCUGGGAGUAGUUCAUCAUCAUCUUCGUCUCGUUCCCGGUCACCGCCAAAGAAGCCUCCGAAGAGGACAUCCAGCCCUCCUCGAAAAACUCGUAGGUUAUCUCCUUCAGCAAGUCCUCCGAGGCGAAGGCACAGGCCAUCACCUCCAGCUACUCCACCACCAAAAACUCGUCAUUCCCCAACACCCCAGCAGUCAAACCGUACAAGGAAAAGUCGUGUUUCUGUCUCUCCAGGGAGAACUUCAGUGACAAAACAUAAAGGUACUGAGAAAAGAGAAUCCCCUUCACCAGCACCGAAGCCUCGGAAAGUAGAGUUGUCUGAAUCGGAAGAAGAUAAAGGUGGCAAAAUGGCUGCAGCAGAUUCUGUGCAGCAGAGACGCCAAUAUAGACGACAGAACCAGCAGUCUUCAUCUGAUUCUGGCUCCUCCUCUUCCUCAGAAGAUGAACGACCCAAAAGGUCCCAUGUGAAGAAUGGUGAGGUAGGCAGGCGACGGAGACAUUCCCCUUCCCGGAGUGCCUCUCCAUCACCUCGAAAGCGCCAGAAAGAGGCUUCCCCUCGGAUGCAGAUGGGAAAGCGAUGGCAAUCGCCAAUGACUAAAAGUGGUAGACGGAGGAGAAGUCCCUCCCCACCGCCCGCCAGAAGGCGACGUUCUCCUUCUCCUGCUCCUCCGCCUCGUCGACGCAGGUCUCCCACACCACCACCACGGCGGAGGACUCCGUCUCCUCCUCCACGUCGUCGCUCACCUUCCCCAAGAAGAUACUCUCCUCCAAUACAGAGGAGAUACUCUCCUUCUCCACCUCCGAAGAGAAGAACGGCUUCACCCCCUCCCCCUCCUAAACGAAGGGCAUCACCAUCUCCACCACCAAAGCGUCGGGUCUCCCAUUCACCACCUCCCAAACAAAGAAGCUCCCCAGUCACCAAGAGACGUUCGCCUUCACUGUCAUCAAAGCAUAGGAAAGGGUCUUCCCCGAGCCGAUCUGCCCGGGAGGCCCGGUCACCACAGCCAAACAAACGGCAUUCGCCCUCACCACGGCCUCGCGCUCCUCAGACCUCAAGUCCUCCACCUGUUCGAAGAGGAGCAUCAUCGUCACCCCAAAGAAGGCAGUCCCCAUCUCCAAGUUCUAGGCCCAUUAGGAGAGUCUCCAGGACUCCGGAACCCAAAAAGAUAAAAAAAGCUGCCUCACCAAGCCCUCAGUCGGUAAGGAGGGUCUCAUCUUCCCGAUCUGUCUCGGGAUCUCCUGAGCCAGCAGCUAAAAAGCCCCCAGCACCUCCGUCACCUGUCCAGUCUCAGUCACCCUCCACCAACUGGUCACCAGCGGUACCGGUUAAAAAGGCUAAAAGCCCAACACCAAGCCCAUCACCGGCAAGGAAUUCAGACCCAGAAGGAGGUGGAAAGAAAAAGAAGAAAAAGAAGGACAAGAAACACAAAAAGGAUAAGAAGCACAAGAAGCACAAAAAACACAAGAAGGAGAAGGCCGUAGCUGCCGCGGCUGCAGCUGCCGUAACCCCUGCAGCUGUGGCUGCCCCCACAACCACCUCAGCACAGGAGGAGCCAGAGCCAGAGCCAGAGCCUAAGAAGGAGACUGAAAGUGAGGCUGAAGAUAACCUUGAUGACUUAGAAAAGCACCUGCGUGAAAAGGCCCUGAGAUCAAUGCGGAAGGCUCAAGUGUCCCCACAGUCCUAG
This is a messenger RNA of Rangifer tarandus platyrhynchus (Svalbard reindeer), 2748 nucleotides long. NCBI's taxonomy places the organism in Eukaryota, Metazoa, Chordata, Mammalia, Artiodactyla, Cervidae. The record is from the annotation of a GenBank genome assembly.